Ylistrum balloti is the source of this 1275-nucleotide messenger RNA. RefSeq names its product transcription factor Sp9-like. The transcript has a single exon. Gene Ontology annotation, biological process: regulation of transcription by RNA polymerase II. Gene Ontology annotation, molecular function: RNA polymerase II cis-regulatory region sequence-specific DNA binding; DNA-binding transcription factor activity, RNA polymerase II-specific. The coding region runs from base 31 to 1275 and encodes 414 amino acids. The record is from RefSeq and is a predicted model, not a curated record. Lineage: Eukaryota; Metazoa; Mollusca; Bivalvia; Pectinida; Pectinidae.
GCUCAUCCUUUCGGAGGCACGCCGUUGGCUAUGCUAGCAGCUCAGUGUAACAAAAUCAACGACAAAAGUCCUCCGCCUCUUGCGGACGCUGCAGUUGGUAAAGGUUUUCAUCCUUGGAAACGUUCCCCUCCCAUCAUGAGCGCUCCUUGUCCAAUUACACUCAACUCACAGAGAAUGUCAGCUUUGACAAGCUCACCGAAUUGUUCCUCCUCAGGAUACACAUAUGCUAGAGGUACCACUAGCUCAAGUUGUACAGGAACAGGUUACGGAAGUGACGUUUUAUAUCCUGUACCGAGUACACAUGCGCAAACAGAAAAUACUCAAUCAUCGUUGCUUCACAAAAUGCAUUGUGAUAGUGGAUUAAAUGGUUCUACACUUGGUUCCAUGUACUCUAGAGUGCCGGGAGUUACUGCACAUCCUUACGAAAAUUGGCCGUUCAAUGUUGCGGGAACAAAUACUCACGGUAUCAAAACGGAAAUGACAUCAUCAGUAAAUCACGCUUCCUCUUGGUGGGACAUGCAUUCAAAUCCGUCCAACUGGCUGACGGAUAUGACCGGAACUGCUUCCGGACUUCAUUCACAGAUAUCAGCUAACUAUUCCGGAACUGAGUACCCGUUGAACCAUCCCCUCAGUUCGGGAUCCGGUCCAUUUUUAUCAUCAGGCCAGCAUCUACUACAGGACUCUUACAAAUCAAUGCUACCUACUCAAGGCGACAUUGGUGCAUCAUCGGUGCCGAACUUUUUGUCGCGUCCUGCGAUAUCAGGAGUUCCUGGAUCGCGUUCAUCAAGACGUUAUAGUGGUCGACCCUCUUGUGAUUGUCCUAAUUGUCAAGAGGCUGAGAGACUCGGACCCGCUGGGGCUCAUCUAAGGAAGAAAAACGUUCAUAGUUGUCAUAUUCCCGGAUGUGGGAAGGUUUAUGGGAAAUCUUCUCAUUUAAAGGCCCAUUUAAGGUGGCAUACAGGCGAACGCCCCUUUGUGUGUAACUGGCUUUUCUGCGGAAAGCGUUUCACGCGUUCAGAUGAGCUACAACGUCACUUGCGCACGCACACUGGAGAAAAAAGAUUUGCGUGCCCUGUUUGUAAUAAAAGAUUUAUGCGCAGUGACCAUUUAGCAAAACAUGCAAAAACUCACGCUGACGGAAAAUCAGGCAGCGGUUCCGACUCUGAGAACAGCAAAGAUGCCUCGAGCCUAAAGACAGCUAAGCAACAGAUUGUGGCCGGGGCAAACAGCACGGGAAUAAAUAACCUACAAAUAAAGAAUGUGGCUAUGAAAUAA